AUGGGUUCGAUGUCUGUCCACUGGUUGGGUUGCCCUAUAGGAAGCCAUGCUUGGAUACUUAUAGCCAUGUUUCAACUAGCCAUGGAUUUCCCCACCUGUGAAUCUCUAGCCCAAGGCCCAGAGUUCAGACUCUUGCCUCGGCCUUUCCACAAUCCUCGAUUGUGGAGUUUUAAGAAUGGACUGGCAACGAAGAUCCCCACUCCUUUAUGGAACCUUCUUUCAUUCCGUCCUGAGCAUGCACAUGGGCAAAUACGAACAUAUUCCAGAGGGACCCAUAGGACCAGGGACCAGGGGGUCAUCCCUUUGAAAAGUGGGCCAUCGAAACACCCAGAAACUGCCAAAUUCAACCCUUCCAUUACGUCCUUGGUGGGCAGUGGGAGCAUAGAACAGCAGAAACCUUUGAGAAGAGACAAAAGGCAUCUACAGGGGGGUAAUUUGAAUAAUUUUGACUUCAGAGCAAAUAAACCCACAGUGGAAACUGAAUUCAUUGCCUGGGGUCCCACAGGGGAAGAAGAGUCUGUAGAAUCUAGCACAUCUCCUGGGAUUUAUGGCCCCACCACUGUCUCCAUUUUACCAACCAGAAAGACAACUGUGGCCACUACCACCACUACUACCACAAGCUAUGUCACUCUACAAACUAAGGGAUUCAUGGAGUCCCUUAGUCCUGGGAUUAUUAAGAACAACCCCAACUAUCCGGGUAGGAUUAGCACAACCGAAGCCUCCACUGUUCCCAACAGCAAUGGCAAAGACAUCACGCCGCCACGGAUUCUGGAGCCCUCAGGUCUGGCUGUCCAUCAGAUAAUAACCAUCACUGUCUCCCUCAUCAUGGUUAUAGCUGCUCUGAUUACAACUCUUGUCUUAAAAAAUUGCUGUGCACAAAGUGGAAACACACGGAGAAACAGUCACCAACGGAAAAUCAAUCAGCAAGAAGAGAGCUGCCAAAAUCUGACGGAUUUCACUCCUGCCCGCGUGCCCAGCAACUUGGAUAUAUUUACCGCCUAUAAUGAAACCCUGCAGUGCUCACAUGAGUGUGUUAGGACCUCAGUGCCCGUGUAUACUGAUGAGACUUUGCACCCAACUGGGGAGUAUAAAACCACCUUUAAUGGAAACAGACCUUCUUCUUCUGAUCGACAUCUAAUUCCUGUGGCCUUUGUGUCUGAGAAAUGGUUUGAAAUCUCCUGCUGA
Vombatus ursinus (common wombat) is the source of this 1185-nucleotide messenger RNA. It is a transcript of the gene AJAP1, whose product is annotated as adherens junctions associated protein 1. The record is from RefSeq and is a predicted model, not a curated record. Lineage: Eukaryota; Metazoa; Chordata; Mammalia; Diprotodontia; Vombatidae. The transcript has 5 exons. The coding region runs from base 1 to 1185 and encodes 394 amino acids. Gene Ontology annotation, molecular function: beta-catenin binding. Gene Ontology annotation, cellular component: cytoplasmic side of plasma membrane; plasma membrane; adherens junction.